Messenger RNA from Calidris pugnax (ruff), 2446 nucleotides. It is a transcript of the gene LRP11, whose product is annotated as LDL receptor related protein 11. The coding region runs from base 1 to 1170 and encodes 389 amino acids. The transcript has 8 exons. Gene Ontology annotation, molecular function: protein binding. The record is from RefSeq and is a predicted model, not a curated record. NCBI's taxonomy places the organism in Eukaryota, Metazoa, Chordata, Aves, Charadriiformes, Scolopacidae.
AUGGGUGCUAACCUCAACAUGUGGACUCCCAUCUUCUUCAACAAAUACGUAACGUCCGCAGCGAGGCCAUGCUGGACACCAUGGCCGGCCGGGCGGCGGCGGCGGCGGGGGCCAGCUCCUGGUGCGGCGGCGGCGGCGGCGGCGGCGGGGGGCGAGCUGGGCUGCUACCUCUUCAACUGCACCCACCGCGGCCGCUCCGUCUGCCGCUUCGCCCCGCACCGCGGCUACAGCACCUACAGCCGCCGGCCCGCCGGACCGGCCCCGCCGCCGGAAGAAGAAUACGACGAGCCCCCACGGUGCAAGGCGGGGCAAGAUAUUGUGCUGCAGUCACCUGUCGACUGGGUGCUUUUGGACGGCCGAGAAAGCUCAGAUGACCACGGAAUUGUGCAGUACGAGUGGACGCUGCUGCAAGGUGACCCAUCGGUUGAAAUGAAGGUACCACAGCCAGGAACACUGAAACUGUCUCACAUCCAGGAAGGCGGGUAUGUUUUCCAGCUGACGGUGACAGACACCGCGGGUCAGCGGAGCUCUGACAAUGUCUCCGUGACCGUCCUGCCCAUGGUUCAUUCUGCAGUAGCCUGUGUUGGGGUUUGCUCUCGCUACCAGUUUAUCUGUGACGAUGGCUGCUGCAUCGACAUCACCUUUGCCUGCGACGGCGUGAGACAGUGCCCUGAUGGAUCGGAUGAGACUUUCUGCCAGAACUUGAGCCCAGGUCGGAAGACGGUGACUCACGCGGCCCUUGGCACCGCCCAGCAAAGGACUGUAGGACUGACUGAAAACACGGAUGAAAACUCUGCAGAAAAGACCCUGAAAGCCACUGCCAGAAAUCAGCCUCUGCUCUCAGUGGAUGCAGAAGUGUCGAACCAAUCGCUUUCUCAGGGACCAAAGAAACAAAUCAGUGGAUUUGUGCCAGAUAACAGUUCCUCAGGGAAAAGAACAGAUGAUAAAAAUGGGAACGGCAUAACUGUGCCAAAGAGAGAUCAGCUUGGAGGUGGUCGUCCAGUCCCAGAAACAGGUGCUGUGUUACCCUUAGCCUUAGGCUUGGCCAUCACUGCUUUACUGCUGCUUAUGGUUGCUUGCAGACUGCGUUUAGUGAGACAGAAGCUUAAAAAAGCUCGACCCAUUACAUCUGAAGAAUCCGAUUACCUCAUCAAUGGGAUGUAUCUCUGAAAAUUGGAUUUAGGUCAGUCGUUUUCUCCCCUUUCUCCUGUGUCCAUGAACCUCUGCCUCUAUAAAAGGACCGAAACCUUUAGCUAAGUUUGAAGUAUAGAAGAGAAGCCCGUGAGAUGAGAAACAUGUUCUUCCCCUUCGGUGAUAAAAUAAAAAAGUGGGUAGAUGCCCGUGCUCAGAAAACAAGAAGCGCUCAGGCUCCAGAGAGUAGCUCCACUUGGCUCUUGUGCAGAAGACACUGCAAGGUGGGGACACCCCAAACUGGAUGUGAGGUGUCCUUGCCCACCCUCCCACAGCAGCGGGGGUCCCGGCCAUGGCAGAACGUGCCCUGGGGCCAGAGCAUUAGAGCAACCCAGGCUCAGUGGCCCCAGCCACGCUGGCUGAGGUAUAGAGGGAAGCCUGUGCCACCCUGCUCUUCUCGGCACUGCCACCGCUCUGGGGGUUGGGAUGGUCCAGAUCAACCCGUUGCUUCCCUGUCCAGCAGAGAGCGAUUUGUGGACUUUCUACCUGAUGCACUGGGAGUAUUUUCCUUAAAGAAUUUGUCUUGCUUUAUCUAAACACCAGCUUUUGUAAUGAAAUUUGGGGUUUAAGGAACUAAACAUCUCGUUUUCAUUCGCAGUUUAAGCCUCUCCGCAGCUAGCGGAGGGUCACGCUUACCAAAUGCCAAAAUAUAAAACCACAAGUCCUCAGCAGAGGAGCUGGGGCUUCCCCAGUAGCUCCACAGCAGUCCCCUGCCACCCCAGAGCUCAGGGGUCCUCUCCCCAAUAGCUCAGGGCUCGUUCAGCCUCGUCCACCCCCUGGCUCCACACCCUCCGCAGCAGGAGAGGGCAGCACCCAGUGGCUUGUACCCGGGACACCGGAGCAUAGGAUUCCCACCGGUUAUCCCAUAGCUCCCCGCAAAGCUUGAAAGCUUCAGCGACCUGCCCCCCAACCCCAGCAAAGUUCUCCUAGAAUUAGAGCAAGUAAUUGAUAUGUGUGAGUGAACUCCAGACGUGUUUAACAGUAAAAUGUGUACAGUACAUGUUAAAUAUACAUAUAUAUAUAUAUGCACACACCGUGCUGUCUAUCUUGUCUGACUGUCCAAGGAUGUCACAUUCAUCUCGGGUCCCAAUAAAAACAGAGGCAGAUGAGGCAUGCAUCUUUUUGUAUGUCGUCUUUUGUACUUCAGUAACUUCAAGUCAGCCAGAAUAUUGCCAUGGUAUACAAAUAGUUCUUCAAGUUGCUCAGUCUUGAUUACUUUAUGUAAAAUAGCUCUAAUAAACCUAUUUUAUUCUUA